This is a messenger RNA of Scophthalmus maximus (turbot), 8174 nucleotides long. RefSeq names its product ephrin type-A receptor 5. Gene Ontology annotation, molecular function: transmembrane-ephrin receptor activity; ATP binding; protein binding. Gene Ontology annotation, cellular component: neuron projection; plasma membrane. The transcript is spliced from 19 exons. NCBI's taxonomy places the organism in Eukaryota, Metazoa, Chordata, Actinopteri, Pleuronectiformes, Scophthalmidae. Gene Ontology annotation, biological process: cell surface receptor protein tyrosine kinase signaling pathway; protein phosphorylation; axon guidance. The coding region runs from base 234 to 3278 and encodes 1014 amino acids. The record is from RefSeq and is a predicted model, not a curated record.
ACCUCCCCGCGCGCUGCGCAGACCAUGCGCUCCCACCUCUGCGAGCGGACGCACGGCGACACAGAUGGUUCCAGUGCGCGGUGCGGUGUGGCGCUUCAACUCUGACUGAAACUGCUGUCGUUUGGGCAAAAUCUACACGCUGAUACAGCUGAUUUUUUUUUUUUUUUUUGGUUUUAGUGUUGUUCCUUGUGUGUGUGUGUGUGUGUGUGUGUGUGCGCGCGUGCGGAUGCGCCAUGCAACCUCGCUGGUGGAGUUGUGGCAUUCGGCUGGUGGCGUGGACGUGCGUUUGGAGCGUGGCGUUGCACGGAGCGGUGCGGUGUAUCCCCGCCAAUGAAGUGAACCUGCUGGAUUCCCGCUCCGUGAUGGGAGACCUGGGAUGGGUGGCCUACCCUAAGAAUGGGUGGGAGGAGAUCGGGGAAGUGGACGAGGACUACGCCCCCAUCCACACCUACCAAGUGUGCCGGGUCAUGGAGCAGAACCAGAACAACUGGCUCCACACCAACUGGAUCCUGACCGAGGGCGCCCAGCGGGUCUUCAUCGAGCUCAAGUUCACCCUGAGGGACUGCAACAGCCUGCCCGGCGGGGUCGGCACCUGCAAGGAGACGUUUAACAUGUACUACUACGAGACCGACGGGUACGAGGAGGAAAUGGAGGAGGGGGAGAUGAGGGACGGAGCGGGCAUGACGGAGGAGGAGGACAGGGUGCUGAAGGAGAGCAGGUACAUCAAAAUCGACACCAUCGCAGCCGAUGAGAGCUUCACGGAGCUCGACCUGGGGGACCGCGUGAUGAAGCUCAACACCGAGGUGCGCGAUUUAGGCCCCCUGACCCGCAAGGGCUUCUACCUGGCGUUCCAGGAUUUGGGGGCGUGCAUCGCUCUCGUCUCCGUGCGGGUUUUCUACAAACGCUGCCCCUUUUUGGUGAAGAGCCUGGCCGAGUUCCCCGACACCAUCCCGGGCUCGGAGGCCUCGCAGCUGGUGGAGGUGGUGGGCCGCUGCGUCAACAACUCCCUGCCUUUGUACGAGCCUCCCAGGAUGCAUUGCAGCACGGAGGGAGAGUGGCUGGUGCCCAUCGGGAAGUGUGUAUGCCAGCCGGGGUUCGAGGAAAUCGGCGGAUCCUGUCAAGUCUGCAGAGUGGGGUUUUACCGCUCGCUGCUGGAGUCCGUGGCCUGCAGUAAGUGUCCACCUCACAGCGUGGCCCGGCAGAUGGGAGCCACCGCUUGCAGCUGCGAGGAUGGAUACUACAAGAUCGACGCGGACCCUCCCAACAUGGCCUGCACACGCCCCCCCUCCGCGCCACGCAACGCCAUCUCAAAUGUCAACGAGACCAGCGUCUUCCUGGAGUGGUCGGUUCCCAUGGAGACGGGCGGCAGGAAGGACGUGCGCUACAACAUCCUCUGCCGACAGGUCCUGCCCGAUGGAAGGGGCCUGGAGGAAUGUGGCCCCAACGUACGGUUCCUGCCGCGGCGCGUCGGCCUGUCAAACACCUCGGUGAUGGUGGCCGACCUGCAGUCGCACACCAACUACAGCUUCUUGCUGGAGGCCGUCAACGGGGUGUCGGAGCUGGCCAAAGAGCACGCGAAGCAGUACGUGUCGCUCAACGUGACGACCAAUCAGGCAGCACCCUCCCCGGUGAGUGUGGUGAGGAAAGGUCAUACGGAGAAGAGCCGCAUUGCCCUGUCUUGGGCAGAGCCUGAUCGCCCCAAUGGCAUCAUCCUGGAGUACGAGAUCAAGUAUUUUGAAAAGGAGCAGGACUCGAGUUACACUAUAAUAAAGUCCAAAGAGACCGAGAUGGUGGUGGAGGGCCUGAAGCCCUCGUCAGUCUACAUCUUCCAGGUGCGAGCCAGGACCUCGGCGGGCUACGGUGCAUUUAGCCGGCGUUUUGAAUUCCAGACCAGCCCGUACUUAACUGCCACCAGCGAGCGCGCCCAGGCCUCCAUAAUUGCGGUGGCCAUCACGCUGGCUCUGGUCCUGCUGGCAGUGGUGGCUGGAUUCUUGCUGAGCGGGCGGCGGUGUGGCUACAGCAAAGCAAAACAGGAUCCCGAAGAGGAGAAGAUGCACUUCCACAACGGUCACAUCAAGUUCCCCGGGGUUCGCACCUACAUUGACCCGCUCACCUAUGAGGAUCCCAACCAGGCGGUGCACGAGUUCGCCCAGGAGAUCGACGUCUCCUUCAUCUCCAUAGAGAGGAUCAUCGGAGCCGGGGAGUUUGGAGAGGUGUGCAGCGGACCGCUGAGGCUGCCCGGGAAACGGGAGAUCCAGGUUGCCAUCAAGACCUUGAAGGCAGGCUACACGGAGCAGCAGAGACGGGACUUCCUUUGGGAGGCGUCAAUCAUGGGCCAGUUCAACCAUCCGAACAUCAUCCGUCUGGAGGGCGUGGUCACCAAGAGCAAACCGGUGAUGAUAAUCACUGAAUACAUGGAGAAUGGAUCACUGGACACAUUCCUUAAGAAAAACGACGGUCAGUUCACUGUAAUCCAGCUGGUGGGCAUGCUGCGUGGCAUCGCGUCUGGCAUGAGGUACCUGUCCGACAUGGGCUACGUCCACCGUGACCUGGCGGCUCGCAACAUCCUGGUGAACAGCAACCUCGUGAGCAAAGUGUCCGACUUCGGCUUGUCCCGGGUCCUGGAGGACGACCCGGAGGCCGCGUACACCACGCGGGGCGGCAAGAUUCCUAUUCGCUGGACGGCUCCAGAGGCGAUCGCGUACAGGAAGUUCACGUCCGCCAGCGACGUGUGGAGUUAUGGCAUCGUCAUGUGGGAGGUGAUGUCAUACGGAGAGAGGCCCUACUGGGAGAUGUCCAAUCAAGAUGUGAUAAAAGCGAUAGAGGAGAGCUAUAGGUUGCCGGGUCCUAUGGACUGCCCCGAGGCUCUGUACCACCUAAUGAUGGACUGCUGGCAGCGAGAGCGCAGCAGCCGGCCCAAGUUCGACGAGAUCGUCUGUCUGCUGGACAAACUCAUCCGCAACCCCAGCUCGUUAAAGAAACUGGUCAACUCGUCGCACAGGGUUUCCAACCUGUUGGUGGAGCACGCCAACGUACAGGGGGACUGCAGCGCUCGCACUCAGACCGUAGGCGAGUGGCUGGACUCCAUCAAGAUGGGUCGCUACACCGAGCUCUUCAUGGGAGGGGGCUACUCCUCGCUGGAGACGGUGGCCCAGAUGACGUCAGAGGACUUGCGGAGAGUGGGCGUGAAUCUGGCCGGCCAUCAGAAAAAAAUCAUCACUAGCAUUCAGGAGAUGAGGGUCCAUAUGAACAACACCAACUCUGCGGUGAACAUGUGAUGCAUAUGUACAGGCAAACACGCACACAUAAACACGCAAACAUAUACACGUACACGACAUAUGGACCUAGUGUGUGACGAGAAGACUCGGAUUUUGCCGUUGGACCUAGAGCAGCUUAGCACUUUCUAUGGAAGAGGACGGACCAGUGUUAACGGAUCUGAACUGGAGAAUCAAUAUGUGGUUCUUGUGUUGGAGGAGCGUGUGCUCGGGGCGUCAACCGGGGAGAUUUAGACAUUUGCAGCGCUAAAACCAAACUGAACUGAGCUGGCGGGUGCUACGCGAGGGGCAAAGAUGACGGCGAGAUAAAUGAAGUGAACUGAAUUCCACUCGAGCGAAAGACUGAUUCUGAUUCUUAUUAUUCCAUUUUGUGUGAAUCUUGGGGGAUCCUGGUAUCCCGCGCACUGUUUGGAUUAUCUCCGAUCAAGACGACGUGAAGCGUAGACGUGUAGAUCUGGCUCUGCGAGGACAACCAGCACUUUGUGUUCGAGGUUUCGUGCAGCAGGCCCGAACUGAAGCGCUUUCGGCCCGUCUCAGGUGAUCCGACUCCCUUGGGAGUUCUCCAUGGAAGUACAGUUCCGUCAAGGCGUCGUUGAAAUGAACACCGUUCUCAGGCAGCGUUCAACAUGUAGUAGCCGAUCGAGAACAAAAUUCGUCAUUAGUUUCAAUUCUUUGCUUUUGUCAUUUGAUGCGCCCUGGUCUUGGGUUUUUUUCUUUCUCAGUCGGGUCUCCGUGCCACAGCGCCUGCAGCUGUAGUCCAGCUGUGCGACGUGCAGACCCAUACUCAGCGUUGUGCACUUCAUUAUCUUCCAGUGCGAUGCGAGACAAAAACACGUGAUAUAUCCCUUCAAUAUUUAAAGAGGCUGAAAUGUAAAAAAAAAUUUAGUGUAAUUGAGCCUACAGAGGCAAAAAAAGAAGAAAGUUUUUAUGCUCUGACCCCCUCUGUAUAUGUUAUUCUGACUGAAUGUAUAGCACUACACGGAACACAGUGUUCAGCUGCAGCAUCAAGCUGUUAUAGUUUGGUUAUGGACAUGCUGUCAAGUAUGGAUAGAAUGUGACAAUAGAACCAUUCUGGUCCUCAACAACGAGCUUUUGAAUGAAGCUGUAGAUUGUAAAAGAGAUUCGCCUGGCUCUCUGUCAGCUUUGCUUUUUCUAAAACCUGUAAGAAUCUCCACAAAGACAGACCUCGGUGAGUUCCUGCGGAAGUCACUCGCGUGCUCGAUAUUUCACCCGUGUAUUAAUGGUGCCGUCUCCCCGAUGCUGAGGAACCCGCACGCAGGAUCGAGUCACAUCUCAAGUCCUCCACACGGCCUCGCUGAGGGGUCACCGGCAACAUCGGGCGUCCAUACCCAAUAGCUGCAUCGCGUUAAAACUCACAUUUUGCAGGAUCCAGUGGAAGUUUUGUGGAAUGAAAUUCCAAAUGGAAAGUUCAGUCGAUCCUUGAUGCGAAACGCGUUCAUAUAAUGAAGGAACCGCGACCGAGAUCCUCGUGGAUUCAAGGGAUCGCCCAGAUUCUUGCGGGGCUGUUUACUGAUAUUCUCUUACAGAACCUUCUCUCAGAUUCUAGAGGAACCUCUCAGACUACACUUCCGAGUGCACUCAGAUCUUCGUGGAGCCCUCACUUUACAACCAACAAACCUUCAGGUACUGUGCAGAAAUCCCCUCAGUUCACCAUGCCGCAGUCUUAUCUGCCCCCACCACAUCCUCUGCCACACCACAAUAAACCUCACUUUGAACAGGACUGCUGAAAACGAGGAGGCAAUAUUGAUCGACUUGAUAAUCAUUCAUUUAUUUAUACUUGUUGGAAGAAAUUAGCAAAAAAAAAUGAUGUAGACAAUUUGUGUUACGUCAUGAUACUCUCUUGGGACUACUGAGCAACUCUGCCCACGCGCUUUUUUUUUUUUUGCUUUUUUUUCAUGUAUAUAAUGUAUUAUAUAUUUAAAAGCAGGGAGCAUCAUUCUUCUGUCUACCGUCAUGAACAAGUUGGUGUUGAUCAAGCAUCUCAGAGUAGUAGACAUUAGUAAAUAGUGACAAAUAUCGUAGAUCGACAUCUCUGCUUCUGAAACGUGGGGGCCGCCGUCCGGUGGCAGCAACCAGCAGAUCUGUCCCCGACUGCGGACGGGGCCCGAACGGGCAUGGAGACGGAUCAAAUAUUUAUCUUGUGUUUUUAACGAUUGUGUUCCAUUUUAAGUCUGGGUGCAAGACCUUGAAAUAUUUUCGAUGGGCCUCUGUUGUCUCUUAAAAGAAGGAGAAGUGAGCACAGGGAUUGAUAUAUACAAACCUCUGGUGCAUUGGUGUUUCUUCUAAGUUAUACAAUGAUGUCAAUGAUCACGCCCUUGCUCUCCUUCUCUUUGGCAGAGUAUGUUAUUACAUGCAUUACUACUCAGUGCUUUAUCACUAAAACUUGACCCAUUUCACCAUUAUGUUCACCUAACUGAAACUGAGUCCUGAAAGAAGAGAUAUAUAUAUAUAUAUAUAUAUAUAUCCUCUUUGUAGAUGACGUGCUAAUAUUUUUCUUGGUUGUACACAGUGUACUGCUAAGUGCUGCGGCGUAAGAGUGCAAACAAAAUGAGAUUGUAAAGUUAGUUUUUAUAAGUGGUGGAAUCACCUGACUGUUUUUGAAAAGCACACAAGAAGAAUGUAAGGUUUUAAAAAGGGGUAGUUCACUUUUUUUAGAGAACGCAUUUCGUCUUUUAAACACUCAGACCUUCAUCUGAGUUGAGUAGAAAGUUGUCCAACUUGUGGCGCUAAAGCUUCACGUGUUUUCAAGAUAGAUACUUCUUCAUAACAGAAUGCGAGUAGGGAAUGGUCACAGUUAAUAUUCUACGUGGGUUUUGCGUUUUUAAAAGUCGAAAUGCUCUACCAGAGUGAAAGGUGGCGUCACAGAAAAUAUCUGCAUAGUCUCUUUGGUCUACAUUUAUCCCUGUGGAGAUUUGGCUCUAGCUUGUACAUUAAUAUUCUAUACGGUAGUUUUAUUGGAUUUACAGUUAUGAACUCCCUUCUUUGUUUUUUACCACAGCGUACUUUAUUCUUAUCCUCAAAAAUGCAACCAAUGUUUCGCCAUACACAUGUAGACUAUUGCGGCUGUGCAGACCUUUAAUGUUUGGGGGAGGAAUGCAUCAGCAACAUGGUGCACUUUUUUUUUUUAUAGUAGACAAUAUGAGGCAUGUACAGUGAAAGAGAUUGGACUGGGUAUGUUAAACCUAGCACCCGGCAAGCUUUCGUAGUCAAAUGAAUACCACAGACAUUUGACGGAGUCUCACAGUGUUUUGAUCCCGCUCAAAUUUCCACGUUAUUGGCUUUUUACAACCACCUCCAUUUUAAUUUUCAAACCUAAAACCUAUGCCUGGGACAUGAACAGCUGAUGAACAGUACACCCUUAUAAGUGCCUCUCAUCUUUCGAGCACCGUUACUUCCUCCCCUGCCAAAACGCUACGCCCCCAGUUGUGCCCCGACUUUCCACAGUAUAUAUAUGUAUUUACCUUUUGCCAACAAUAUCUACGGGGCAAUAAGAAGAAUGUCAGACAAUGUGUAUGUUGGAACUAAUUUAAUUUGCACUUUAUGAGAAACCCGUUGCCCUUUUGUUUGACUAAAAUGUCCAAUGGUGACUGAAUUUUUAGCUGAAAAGGUUUUCUUACUGAUUUACUAUUAUAAUUGCUGUAAUUAGUUUGUUUCCCUGAUGCUGAUUUAUAUCACUACAUAUUCUCAACGCUUCCCAUGGUGUAACAAUUUGGCGGCUAAGCACAAGGCAUCAGUAAUAUUUUUAAAAAACAAAUCAAAGCUAUAUAUAUAUAUAUAUAUAAAGAACUAAAGCAUCACUGAUGUAGAGCACCAUGUCCUCGCGUGCGGCACAACUACACACCUUCGGAACGAAAGCACAAAGGUUUUACAGGAAUCUGAUGAUGUGAUCUUGUACAAGAGGUCAAUAGCAGUAUAUCGCUUGAUGUCAACAAACUUGAGUCAGGCCUUUUUGUCUUGGCAGUAUUUGUGGCAUUUCCGCAUUACCACUGGUUAGUGCAAAGGGUUGACAUCAAGCAAGUUGGUUGUUACUGCGAACAGUAAGUAUACAGUUUAGCGUAUAGAUGGGCAAAGUGUAUUCAUUGAUGCAAACUAGCAAAGACGAGAGAUUUGUUGAUGUGUUGUUUCUAUACAACGGCCGUCAGCUGGGACUCCCAUCAACCAUGCAGUGAAGUAUGAAUGAAGGAACCAAUUUCGUGAUAGAAAUAAAAGGAGACGUGACACAUUGGGUUUAGCAUUCGAACCGACAACGUUGUUCUUUGAAACAGGCUUUCAGCAGAAGGUAACCUCAGUCAUUUACAUCAACAUACACACGGACAGUUAUUUCUUAUUUGAUUUGUUCACAUUGGGGUUAGUCGAAAUUUGGCUUCAAAAUAAAAAGCGCUGUUGUCUGACUGAAUUCUAGCAAAUGUACAAAAGCAAUACCUGAUAUUAUUAGCAAAAACUUUGCUACAAGAAUGGAAAGGUUGCACUGACAUCUGAAUGGUCUGAAGACGCUUCAGAAUUAAAGCUGAGCAACUUUUUAGUUGACUUCUCAGGAAGUGGAAAAUAGGUACACUCAUUAGGACAUGACAUGUGGUCUUUGGGAUAUAAAAAAAAAGUGCAGCUUUCACUUACAGUGUCAACAUACAAAAGCAGGUAUGCAGUUAUUGGGUUUUCCCCCUCGGUCCGAGACAGUGAUCAUGUUAUGCAUAACUCACACAAGGUUUUGAAACGAUUGAAUAACUGUUCUGUGACUCAUUGAAAGCACAGUGGAAUACCUAACUAUUGAUGUGCUAUUGGUUUGUCUUUGCGACUGUCAUGUAAUUACGUUUGUGUUGAUGUUUUUGUAGUGUGUUAUCAAAUUCUAUAUUUUUGCAAUAAAACUGUAAAGAAAAUCAA